Tigriopus californicus is the source of this 14801-nucleotide messenger RNA. RefSeq lists its product as uncharacterized. Gene Ontology annotation, biological process: regulation of transcription by RNA polymerase II. Gene Ontology annotation, molecular function: transcription coregulator activity; chromatin DNA binding; histone H3K9 demethylase activity. Gene Ontology annotation, cellular component: histone deacetylase complex; chromatin. The record is from RefSeq and is a predicted model, not a curated record. Lineage: Eukaryota; Metazoa; Arthropoda; Copepoda; Harpacticoida; Harpacticidae.
CUGACUGGCCCACGUGAGUGAGGUUCGUCAGGACCGACCCAGCCUUGUCCCCUCUAUGCCUCUAUGCCGUGGCCGUGCCCAUUGUAGUGCCGAGGAAGACAUUCCGGGUCGUUGUUGACUCAGCCCGGGUGGCUGGGUCUUGACCCGAGAGCCGUGAGCAUGUCAGCCCGCGCCUCGUCCGUCUCGUCGUCGUCCUCGCCGCGCAGUUCGCGCCGGUCCUCGCGUCAACGCCAGCCGCACAGCCAUCCCACCGAAGCCCACCUCAAUUUGGUCAAGGCCGGGGCCGCCAAGUUAAGUGCAGCCGUGGGCCACGAAACCGGCCCCCACCGAGCGGCGGCUUCCCCGCCGGCCGGUCGAGCCACCCGGGCUACCGGCGGUGGGGCUUCGACCAUCCCACGGGUCCAUCACAGCGAAGAAGAAGAAGAAGUCCUCAGUGCUUCGUCGGAUGAAGACGAAGCUGAGGAGGAAGAGGCGGAAAACGCCGAUCAGCUUGAUGAGGCCAGUGAUGCCACCGAUCCGGCCGCUCGCCGAGGCCGACAGCGCGAAGGACGGGCUCGCACCACGCGCAGCGGAGUCGCCCCACCUAGCCCGCAGAUUGAUCGUGUUCUCAAAGAACGACGAACGAGCCGCUCGCCGGCUUCCUCCGUGUCUUCGGUCACGUCCACGUCGCGUCCCGUGGUUAAUGGCCGCCGCACUUCGUCGCGCGUGCCGGGCGGUACUGGAACGCUCGAAGACGAGUCCACGCCCGCCAGCCGUACCAGUAGUCGCGCCAAUUCUUGGGUCGAAGUCUCGGACGACAGUGUAGACGAGGCCGAAGACAUGAUGGACCUGCCCGGCAUUUCGUCUAAACGACGCCUCAAAUGCCGAUUGUGCGGAGCUUUAGCCGCCAAUCGCGCGCGCUUAAAGAAACACGCAUUGGUCAAACACUUUCGUCCCGACAUCAGUGCCGAAUUGCCUCAGGCUCGGCCUUUUCGAUGUCCCGACUCGCGCUGCCAAUAUGAGGCUCUGACCGCCUUGCUCUUACAGCGGCACUAUGAGACCGAGCACGACGUGAUCGAGAAGUUCAUGCCUCAAGUCGAGUCCUCAAUCGACCAUGUCAGCCCAUCGCCCGUCUGUCUAGGCUUAUCUAAUGGCACUAACGGUCAUCCGUCAUCCCCCGAGACGACCGACCUAGUUGAGGGGGAAAUGCCGGAUCCUGUUACUCGAGUGCCGGCUCUGGAAGAGGACCGGCCUCCAUCCGAAGGGCCCACUUCUCCGCCCGUGAAUGUGUCUUCCCAACCCGAUUCCGUGUCGGAAGAAAGAAGACCUGAUGAAGCCGUGACGCCUCCGUCUAAGCCGUGUGAAAAGACGAUCGACAUGAAGGCGGAGCCCUUGGCCUUACAUUUGAGUGAGUCGGAUCAUGAAAAGUUGCCGCUCUCCUUGGAUGAAUUCAAGAGUCAAGUCCAAAAUAAGCUCCAGACUUUGGCCGGCUCUUGUGCCAAGGUCUUGAACGAGUGUUCGAUUCAAUGUGUUUGUGGGCAAACACUUCUUUUGCCUACUCCCUUGCACUGGCAGUACCUGAUUCAAAAGCAUGGCAAGGAGAAGGGUGAAAGCCCGGUGGGUUCGGGACAUUGGUUCACUUGUAAUACAGUGCGCCAAGAAGGGUCUCUAUUAACACAUCAAGAUGAGCCCGGAAAUGCCUUGGCAGCCAAGUUGACCAAAAAAAGUGAUCCUCCGGACCAGGAAAAACGCCGCAGCAAACGAAUGCUAGAACGCGACCUCGAAGAACCAGCCUUGAAAAGACUUCGAGAUCAAUCGAGCGACGAGGAUGAGGAUGACGAAAGUGAUGAUGAGGACGACCAAUACUCCGUUGCCGAAAAAGCUAAACCUGUCGUGCCUGAGCUCAACCUGGAUCAACAUAUCAGAGAUUUGAUGGCUACCCGUGUUCCGGGGGAUAUUUUCCUCCAAGACGGGCCGUGCUUCCAAAUGGCCUUCGAUCUUCCCAUGUGUCAUAUGUGUAAAACGAUGCCUUCUUCCGAGCGCAGAGCCCUUCUAACCCAAGGGAAUUUUGCCGAUGAGACUUGUGACAUCAGUUGCUGUUUCUAUGCAUUCCGAAAGCUCCGGUGUAGUAAAGGAGGACAGAUUUGUGUGGCUGGUUACCUGGAUCCUCACAAAGACCCGAAACCGGCGGACGUGGCCCUCUGGAGUGUCACCCCUCAUAAAAAGCCUGACAUUCCAAUUGAAAAGGUCAAGUAUAUCCUAGGCCUCAUUGGUGACCAGUUUUGUGACAUGGUCCAACAAGAACGCAAAUGUCUAUCCCUGAAUAUGUCCGAUAACAAGGCCAUUGUAUGGAAGCCGGCGGUUAAAGGUGUACGUGAGAUGUGUGAUGUUUGCAAAACCACAUUGUUCAACUUCCAUUGGACGUGCGGGCGAUGUGGAAUAUUUAUUUGUCUCGACUGUUACCAAUUCCGAAAAACGGGCUUAGUAAACGAGCACUUAGACUGCAAGAGUGAUGAAACCGACGACUACGACUGGCCCUUGUGCAAUAAUAGGGAGCCUCAUUGCGUGGAGAGGUUGGUCAUGGCUCAGAUCAUACCUCAAACGUGUCUACUAGAUCUUUCAAAGCUCCUGCACAAUGCCCGGGAGAAGUGGAAAAUCACCCAGUUCUGCCAUAGCUCUGAUGAAUUUGCUGAACUCUUCAGUGACGACGGGUUCAGGAAUUUUGGGGACCGCAACAGUAUUAAAAGAGCCUCCAAACUUUUUCCAUGUCCGUUUUGCGAAGAUGUCACAUUCAAAUGGCAAUCUGAGUUGUUCAAGCAUUGUGUGUUUGUUCACUUCAAAGAUCGUAUUUGGGCCGAAUUACCCGGUCCAACUGAGUAUCCGGCCAAGUGUGCGAAGUGUGAAUACGUUGGGCGAAACCGAAGUGCGUUAUCGUUGCAUACCGGUCUCACGCAUCGGGUGGUCGUUGCUUGCAUAGAAGAGGGGGUGAAAAAUCCCGAUUUCCUCAUGAAACGCCCACCGCCUCCUUCGGUCCGUGCUUUAUCCGUAAUCAAGCCAUUCAAGUGCCCUAUCUGCCCUCUGUCUAUGUCUACUUCCAUGAAAGACUACCAUCUUUGUAGUCACUUCCAAGACCUACUCCAAAAAGAGCUUCCAACUCAAGUACCUUUUGCGUGCCCCAAGUGUAGGUACGUCGCUUUGGAUGCGGCUGCUCUGUUACAUCACUUUGGGGUGACCCACAAAUAUGUUCAAAAACACUACAAACAGUAUUUAGAGACCAAUGGGCAAGAAGACGAAUCGGGUGAGAUUGAAUUCCAGGAAAUAGAAAAUCACGACUCAGGACUCCCAAAGGCUGUUGAUGCGGAUUGCCGAUUGUGCGAGACCUUACCUGUGAUGAGGAAUGCCAAUGAGUUGUACAAACAUAUAUCCGAGAUUCACUUCAACGAGACCUUAAUCAAGGAGGCUCCAGACCCGAGUGGCGAGGAUAAAGUGAUCAAGUGCAAUAAGGACCAAUGUGACUUUACCGCCGUGGCCAAAGUAUCUUUGCUCAUUCAUUUGGGUGUUCAGCACAGACUAGCCGUCAAGUUAUAUUAUGAGGUGUUAGGGAUUUCUAGUGAUUGGCAGAAAGUCGAAGUUCUUUCGUGUCCCAGAAGAAACUCCAUCACUUCUUCCCAGGACUCUAAACCGAUAUGCCACCUAUGCAAGGAAGUCGUCAGUUGUGAUCAGUUGAUUUUCCAUCUGGCAAAUACUCAUUUCCAAGACAAGACCGCUCAAUUGUCACAAGAGGCCCCUUUUGGAUGUCCCAUGUGUCCGCACUUCGCCGAGACCUACCACAAGCUCUUGGAGCAUUUCGGAAACUAUCAUAAGGUGUUCAGCCAAGAAGGGAAUGGAGAGCCGGAGAUCAAAGUUGAAGUUAAAGCCGAGGUGAUCAAUCCCGCUCACUCAGAAACGGCUAAUUCACACGACGCUUUGAAACAAGAAUUUCCUGAAGAUCAAUCGUUGAUGAGAGAUGAAGCUUCUGGAGGAAGUUUAGGCGCUGACGAUAGCUCUGAAAAUGGAAUCAAGAAAGGCGGUGAAGAGAUACGGUGUCUUAUGUGCGAUGAUUGCAAAGUAGUAGGAUCUUUUAAUGGAGACCUUAUGAAACAUCUUAUAGACACUCACUUCCGUGACCGAUUGUUCAAAUCUGUGAGUUUGGGACAGAAUGACGGCAGCAAGCGAUACUUUUGCCCGAUAUGUCCUUAUGACCAUCAAUACCGUUACUCAGUGGCUCGUCAUUAUGGGUCCAAGCACAAAAUGGUCAAGAUUUGGUACAACGAGAUCAUCGGAUUCAAAGAACCAGAGCCCCCUCCACCAGUAUCGGUGACGGCGAAGCGCCCACCGAGCAAAACUCAACCAACUCCUGGCCCCUCCUCGUACAACCAUGUGCCUUCUCAAACGAGAUACCAUCCAUAUUCAAUGCAAGAAGAAGGCUUUGGCAAUGGACCAACCCAUCUUUCUCCUCAUCCCUCUUAUGCAACUCAUCCCGGUAGUAACAACUCUCAGCAGCCAUCAUCUCAUUCAGCGAAUCUCAAUCCUUCAAUGCAAGCAACUCAAUCCGCAGUGAGCCAGCAUCUGAAGGCCUCGAAGUCGACCACUCCGCAACAUGUUCCUCAAUAUGAGCAACAGCAACAACAACAAGCUUACGGCGGUUACAAUCAGACCGCCACCCAGUCACAAAUCUCCGCAUAUCCUCAACAAUCAGCUCACCAGCAGGGUGUGAACAACUUUGCGCAGCAGCAACAACAACCACCUCAACUCCAACAACAGCAUCAGCAAUAUCAGCAACAAAAUGUGCCGACCUUUGUUUGCAAGAUCUGCUCUCACAACUCGAAAGAUAGACAGGACUAUCUUCAUCAUUUAGCCCUUAGCCAUUACAUUCAAAAACUCUUGGCCCAGGUGGUUCCCGUGGGCCCCCCAUUCAAAUGCCCUCAUCCUGGUUGUCCGACUCAGACAAGUGACAAAAUGAGCAUGGCCAUGCACUAUGGAGUAUUCCACCAAAUAGUUCUUUAUUACCUUAACGAAGAGGCUCCUCGACCCCCUCUAGCCGCAAAUACUCGCCCUCCCUUGGCGGAUGGUCAACCUUCCAAUGUAGAAGAAAGCCAAUCGCUUGGGAAUCAACCUCCGGUACCUCCUCAGUCUGGAUCCUCUCCUGGACUUCCAGGAACUGUCUACCCGCCUCCUGCGUCUGCUCAUCCUUUGUCUGCUAGACCUUCUCUAGGAGAUCAGAAUCAACACCCACCACCUACUGCUCCCUCAGCCCGCAAAACACCUGCCGCUAAAUCCAAAUCAGUGACCACGUCAUCGAGUGCCCCACAAUCGAAUAAAGGAGGACCUCCUGCCAAAAAAGCUCGGGUGAUUGGUGCCCACAUGCCGCCUUACAAAGCAAUGAGCGAAGACAAGAAAUUCCCCAAGUGUAAACUGUGCAGCUAUCGAUAUUUCACUCGGUUGGAUUUGUGCCGCCAUUUUGUUGACAACCAUCUUCGUGUUGGGUUAGUCAACGCCGUUCCUCAAGGUCUAACCUCUUGUCCCGCUUGUAGAAGUACCUACGACAAACGUCAAACUCUCAUAAGGCACUUCAUUUGGAGCCACCAGGAUCUGGAAAAGAUGGUCAUGACCGAGACGGGCUUGAAGUUGUCCGAAUUUGUUCCCACAUCUCGAGAUUUGGAUAUAAUGAAGAUGCGGUCAGAGCAAAGACAAGGGGGAACUGGGACCGAGACCAAGGCUGAAUUCAAGGAUCUCUCCGACCUUUCAUUGCUACCUGUCAAUCUUCAAGUGGACACCAAAUGCACCAUUCCGACUUGUGAGCUUUGCGGCGAAGAAUUCACCACCAGCGUGAAUAAAGUCCGUGACAAGGGCGUCCAUUUGCUCAGUCAUUUCCGAGAACAAGUGCUUCAACUACUUCCUGCCUCAGCCCCAUAUAUCUGUCCGGAUUGUCCGUACAAAGGACGUGAUGUGAUGGAUUUGUGUCGGCAUUAUGGCCUCUCUCAUAAGUAUGUGUUCACGUUAAUGCAAAAGGAAUUGGGAGAAGCCUGGACAAUUGAUGAAGUGGAAAAGCAAGAGUGUAAAAUCUGUAAGAAGGUGUUUAUGAACGGACGAGCGCUGAACGAUCACUAUUGUGAUGAUCAUUAUUAUGCAUCAAUCUCUGCUGGUCUGUCCCGAGAUCCACCUUUCAAAUGCCAGAAAUGUAGUUCUGAGAGCAAAACAUUUGCAGCUCUAGUGAGACAUUACGGUUCCAAGCAUAAAAUGGUCAAGGACCUCAUGGCCAAGCUCAACCCGGAGCUGCAAUCGCCCAAAAAGAAAAAGCCUCAGCCGAAGAGGUCUAAAUCGAAGCCGCCCACUCCAACCAAGGCUAAAGCUCCCCUGCCGACAGGUUCCGGACAAUUGCCCACGAACUGUUUACCUCAACAUCCAUUGCCUCUGCAGGUUGCAAAACCUCUCUUGCCCUCGCAACCAAUUCCUGGCCAGGUCAGUCAACAACUCAAUCAACAUGCUUAUGCCCAAGGACAACAGCAACAUCCGGCAUACCCCCUUCAUCAUAAUGGAAGCAACGCAACCGGACAUUAUCCACCCCAAAGUCACCCAUACCCGGGUCAAGUCCAAGCUAAUCAGCAACAACAACAACAACAACAGCAGCAGCGUUUUCAUCACAUGCAAAAUGCCCAACAACACACUCGCCCGACUGGACCCCCUUUUGGGAGUCAGAUUCCUUCUCUUUAUCCACAAUCUCCGCAUUCCGAGCAUCAGUACCCAAAUCAGCCUACAUCACAACGACCACCUCCAAAUCAAGGUCCUUCUUAUCCACAAAUAAACCAGUCUGAACCUCUGCCUAAUUGUAUUGGCCAAGGUCCAGUUUCCGGGGCGUCUUCAAAUAUGAAUAACGCCUCGGACGGAGCCUCAUCGACGUCCACUUCUGCAAGUAAAGCCAAGGGGAAAAAAGUGGAUAACAAUUCAAAUGCAUCACCAAUCGCCUGUCCAAACUGCAAUCAUACAUUCUUGAACGCGACACAUUUCAUCCGUCAUGCAAGUGAUAAACAUUUCGGAGAGCAAAUGAAGCUGGAGCUUCCGAGUUUUCCUCCUUUCAAGUGCCCCGCUUGUCAAACCUUUGAGGGAAAGGACCUAAAAAUGUUGGUUCGUCAUUACGGCUUGACCCACAACAUUGUGGUGCGCAUGCUCAACGAGAACAUCGGAAGACAUAAUUGUUAUGACGAGUCGAUCUUGAAGCAAUACGAGACCUCGGAGUCCAAUCGAGAGUCAUGCCCCCUUUGCAAGAAUCAUUUCUCCGGGCGAUACAUGCUGCUUCGACAUUUGGCAGAUUGUCAUUACCGUGAACGUUUGUGUGAAGGCAUACCUUCGGGUGCAGAUUUAUACAAGUGUCCAGCAUGCACCCAUGAAUCCAAGGACAAAGGUGGGUUUGUGAGACACUACGGAUUGGUCCAUAAAAUGGUCCAAAAGUUCUUGAGUGAAGAAGGCGUGGUUUUGGAAGAACCGAUGAAGAAAGCCCCAGUCUCGUUGAAGGGCACUCCAUCUCAGACACCUACUCCAGAUAUGGAUCACUCCGUGAGCAACGAUGGUUAUCAUUUUUCGGGUCAAAAUGUCCCUGGCAAUGGCUCGGCGUACAACUCACCUUUGGAAGUGAACGUCAAUCAGCCUCACUCCAUCGGGUCCAUGCACUACAGUCAGCCUGGAAGUGCAUCGCAAUCGCCUCAUCAGGGUCAGAUGAUGAGUCCGUCCUUAAGAUCUCUGUCAAGAUCAAGCUUGGAGCAAACUGCCUAUGGGCCACCUCAAGCUUUUUACAGUCAAGGUUCUGAUGGCAUGGUCACAAGCCCUUUCUCUUCUCAAGGGUCACAACAGCCAACUCCGAACAUGGAUAUUAAAUCUCCUACAUACGUCAACCAACAACCCAUGUCUGUGCCCCCUAGGACCCCUCAAACACCUGGAUCUCAGGGUGCUGGAACACCCCAACCUCCAAUGACUCCUCAGGAUAGGCCCAUGUCUACGCAUAGCUCUUCAUUUUCAACAGGUAUGGUCAGUCCUGGUCCAAACCAUCAGUAUUCAGGCAUGCCUCAACCCCUUGAUCCAAGCCAAGGUGGAUAUCCACCCCAAUCGCAAGGAUACACACCGUCAGCUCAGAGUCCUUAUCCCCUUCAACGACCUGUGAUUCUUCAACCCCAGCCACAACAGCAUCAUAUUCCACCUUUACAGCGGCCUUCAGCAUCCACUCAUAACCCAUCACAGCCACAAGCUGCACCUCAACCACCGGCAACCCCCAAAAAUAAGGCAUCAGUGGGAGCUCCGGCUCCAGAUCCAUUUAUAGAAGCGCCAGAGCCUGGCAUGGAAAGGCCUUAUUUGAUCAAGUGUCUGACCUGUCAAAACAUGGCCAAGAACAAGAGUGAUUUUUUCCGACACAUGUCGGAGAGGCACUACAAGGUUCAACUUGCGGCUGAACUCCCGUCAGAACCUCCAUGGAAGUGUCCAGUGGGAGGAUGCUCCUAUGAAACCAAUGACAAACACAUCAGUCCUUUGGUGAAACAUUAUGGCAUCGUCCACAAAAUGGUUCAAAAACAUCUCACUGGGAUUGUGGGCAAGUACGUGCCCAGCAAUUGGAAAGACUCUGCCAAAGCCCAAGGUAUGAGCAAUGCUGUGGCAUCCAAUCCACCAUCGCAACCGACAGUUCAGCAACCGCUUUCCCAACAGCCGUCGUCAUUCAAUUAUCAGCCAGAUUCACAAACUUUUCCCCAAGCCCCUCUUCAGCAGCAGCCGCAGCCGCAGUUGCAAACUACAACAAACGCUCCAGGCCAUGACACUAAUUCGUCUCUGACAAUGUCCAAUCAAGCAUUGAAGGUGAAAUGUCCCUUUUGCGACAUGAUGUUUUCUGCUAAGUACACCUUUCACCAACAUCUCUGCGACAAACACUUCAAGGACUCCCUGGCCGCAAAGAUCCCAUCCCACGCUCCCUGGAAAUGCCCAUCUUGUGACUACAUUGCAAAGGAUAGCAAGCAGUCCUUGGUUCGGCAUUACGGAAUGACUCACAAGGUCGUUCUUGAGCUGUUAAAACAGGCUUUACCAGGAUACUCUGUGGAUGAACACUUCAAGCAAGAGGCUCAUCAGCAUCAGCAACGCCAGCAGUCGGCUCAAGCUAUUUCUAGACAACCAGCGCAGAUUCAUGCACCUCCGGCACAACAUUUUUCGCAUACAACCCAGCAACAAAAGCAGCAACAACAUCAGCGUCCUACCCAACCUCUUCAACCUCCACCCCAGCCCCAUCAUCCUCAGGCUCAGCAAUUGCAGUCACAGCGAUUACAGCCUCCACAAAUACAAGCUCCACAAAUACAGGCUCCUCACUCCCAGCCCCAGCAAUUGCAACCUCCUCACUCCCACUCUCAAUCUCGCCCCAGUCAGACUCAUUCUCACCUUUCUCAACCUCAUCACCUUCCACCCCACCAUCCGCCAUCCCACCAUCCUCAAACUAAUCCUCAAACUAAUCCUCAAACUAAUCCUCCUCAGCCUAAUCAUCCUCAACCUAAUCAUAUGCCGCCCCAUCAGCCACAACCGCAUCAUCCACAAACCCAUCACCCACAACCACAUCAUCCGCAAUCACAUCAUCCACAAACUCAUCAUCCACAACCACAUCAUCCGCAACCCCAUCAUCCACAACCCCAUCACCCACAACCCCAUCACCCACAACCCCAUCAUCCUCAACCCCAUCAUCCUCAACCCCAUCAUCCUCAACCCCAUCAUCCUCAACCCCAUCACCCUCAUCAAGCUCAACUGCAACCUCACCAAUCUCUUCAUCAGAUGCCCCUUGAAGCGCACCAUCAAGCAGGACAUCAAGUGCCUCAUCAAUUGAUUCACCAAGUAUCACAUCAAGUACCACAUCAAUCGCCACAACCAGUGCAACAUCAAACUCCUCACCAAACCCCUCAACAAGCGCCUCGUCAAGCUCAUCCUCCUCAACACGCACAUCAUCAAGUGCAUCAUCCACCGCAGCAUGUUCACCAACAGCAACAACAACAACCACCACAACCGCAACAACAAGCGCAGGCGGCAGCACAUCCAGUGCCCAUAAUGCACGGAGGACAGACCAACUAUUACCAAGACACCCGACAACAUCAGCAAGUCCCUCCUCCUACUCAUCCACAUCCUCAUCACCUUCAAGCUCAGCAUUAUCAAAUGCCACCAGCAAACACUUUGGACCACCAGACUGGGGCCCAUGCGCCUCCUCCCGGAGCCCUACCCUCGAUGAACAGUUUUUAUCAUCAUAGCGGAGAGUAUCAGCAGCACCAAGCUUCUACUCCCGUUGUUCAUCACGAUCCUCACCAUUACCAUCAUGGAGAUCUUAGAUUUGAUCACCAAAUGGAUGGAACGUAUGAUCCCAGUCUGGCGAGCGAGCACUCGCUGGAAGACAUUAGAUCAUUACCCACCACACCAGCCAAAAGCGAAUCCGCCCUGUCAUUCGUCUCGGAUACACCCACCUUGCAAGUGGUCAGUGCCGUGGCCACCGCUGUUCAAUCGUCAGUCCAAGGAAACGACCAAGAGGCUAGCAAGACCAAAGCCCCUAACAGGAUUUGUGAAAUAUGUGGAAAAGUGUUUGAAGGAAAGAACCGAGCCGUGUUACGGGUUCAACAUUUGUCUCUACACUUCAAAGAUCAAUUGCUCGAGAAUCUGACUGCUACCAAAGCUCCAUAUAAGUGUCCCAUGGAUGGUUGUGGCUACUCCACCAAGCACAAACCGGAUUGGGCCCGCCACUAUGGAUCCGUUCAUAAGUUCUUAGACAAGUACAUCAAUCAAUAUUUCGACGAGAACCCUGAAGCUGUCAGGUACAAUCUUCCAUCGAAAGAGAAUUUGCCAUCAACAUCGGGGACGACGGAUAAUGUAUCCUCCUCGUUAAAAGCGCCCAUUCCGAACAUGAACGAAAUCUUCUCGACAGCCCUGAGUCAACAGAACCUCACCGAAAGGGAUUUGUUGCCAUUAUCUGUGCAAGACGAGCCGCAGUUUGACCUCCUAGAUCCAAUCCUGACAGAUACCGUCAAAGAGGAGCCAUUCGCUGAUCUCGAUAUCAACGAUUUGAAUGUCAGUCUUUCUCAACCCCAUCUGGAUUUGAUCAAAGACAUCAAACUCGAGGGCAAUGACUUGACCUUGCUAUCCUCAGCAGAUUUGGACGCAACUCUGACUAUUCCACCUUCGAAUGAUCAUGCAACAAUGUCUCAGCUCACUCCAGGCCCUCGAGCAGUCAACGAUGUCCAUCUAGAGAAAGGCAAGAAUCCUGGUCGGCCUUGUGAGUUGUGUGGAUUCACUCCAAAGACCAAGAAUAAGACACGUGAGCGCUUCGAUCACUUGGCUAAGGUUCAUUUCAGACAAGAGAUCGAAUCGGAUCUAGCCACAAAGGAUAAGAAUAAAUGUCCGAUUUGUCCAUUCACCAGCAAAGAUCGGCAAACCAUUUAUCGCCACUACAUUGGCACUCAUCGCAUCAUCGAAAAGUACCUGUACCUUUCCCUGCAAAAGAGCGAGUCAAGGCUGCCAGUGUCCAACGAUAUGUCAAACACCACCUUUUAUGGAGAUCUGGAUGUAAAUUCUCAUGAUGGUAUCAAGUUGGAACCUAUUAUGCAAGUUGAUGGGACUGAUGACUUUCUGGAGUUUGAUGAAGACGAAGGAGAGGACGAUCUCUCACAAUUGGACGGAAGUAACGAUGAUGAGGACUACCAUUGUGGGAAAAUGCUUCUUGAUGUGAACUGUCCUUUGUGUGGGAAAGAGACCCGAAAUCACAAGACCUAUCAUCUAGCCACAAAUCACUUUAAAGAUAAGUUACGUACCAUCCUACCCAAUGAGCGUCCUUUCCGAUGCAAUCGAUGCAGCUACGAAGCCAAGACUAAAAUCAACAUGUGGACCCAUUUCAUGGGUAAACAUCGGUUCACGAAAAUGUGGAUUGACGAAGCCUUAGCUCAUCAGCGAGGCGACAGUCCGACUUCUGAAACACUGGUUCCAAUUGCGAUCGUGCCAUCCCACGUUCUCUCCGACAAUCCACCAGCCAUGGUCUCGCCCGUUCUUCCUGGGUUUGAGCCCAAGGACGAUAUGCAACUCGAAAAUCGGGUAACUCUGGCUCAAGAUCAUGAAAAUGGUAGCCAAUCUGAUACUUUAGUCCCUCCGAAUAUCGAUAUCGACGGUGACGUUAAGCUUGAGGCAGAUGCCUCUGAUUUGAAGCACGAAACGAUGUUGAGUGACGUUAAGAAUGAGCUCAUGAGCGAUGCGAGUAAUAUGUCCGAUAACUCUUAUACGGAUUCCAUCCAAGAGAGCAAAAUUGGAACUCCCACCACUCCCGUGACGGGAGCUGCCACAACGAGCACACCCGGAAAAUCAAGUACUCCAAGAAAGUACGGCAUCGACUCGGCUCUGCAGUCAGUGCGGAUGAGAAGUGAUUUCUGGUGUGAUUUGUGUCAGGAAGUCAUGACCCAGACAGGGAAAGCCUUACAUUUCGCCGUCACCCAUUUCGAAGAUAAGCUAAAGGAGAUCCUACCGACGAGGAAGAUCAAGAGACAACAACGGUUGAACAAGGUUUUGGACAAAAACUAAGGGGUUGCUUAGGUGAUCUCCCGUCCCUUGUCUCGAGCAUGGACACGAACAAGCGAAAGAAACGAACCAAACGCCGUACCAAGCGGUUCAAAAACUUCCAAGAAGUAAUUGCCUUACAUCCCAACCCGGACUAUGAAUAUGAUCAUAUCAUUGGUGACAUCAUUCGUCGCUCGAGAGAACCGAUCCCAGCCCGAAUAAUGACCAUGCAAACUAGCUCUCAUCGUCACCCGGAAGUGCCACAUUUUUGGCUCUGUGAUGGCCGAUUGUUGGUUUUAACGGACCCCUCCAAUCAAUCCAAUGUGAACAUCUUCAAGGAACAAUGGAUCCGAGGUCAACCCGUAGUUGUCAGCAAUGUAUCAAAAAAACUGGACAUCGAGAACUUGUGGAGUCCUGAGGCAUUCCGCGUUCAAUUUGGCCAUAUCAAGCACGAUAUCGUUAACACUUUCUCCGGAAAAUCCAUCCCGAAGGUGUCCCUGCAAAAUUUCUGGGACGGAUUUGAGUAUCUCGAACAACGAUUGAAAGAUACCGAAGGUCGGCCUAUGCUGCUCAAGUUGAAAGAUUGGCCUCCGGACAACGAUUUCGCUGCUUAUCUACCUGACCGAUUCCACGAUCUCAUGAAGUGGAUCCCUCUGCAAGAUUAUACGCGCAGAGAAGGCCGCCUCAAUUUGGCUAGUUGUAUUCCAGACUUCUUUGUGCGACCAGACUUGGGCCCGAAGAUGUACAUAGCUUAUGGCAAUGCCCUCUUCCCGCAAACGGGAACCACGAAUCUGCACAUUGACAUGUCGGAUGCAUGUAAUCUCAUGGUCUACGUGGGUAUCCCUCGAGAUGGAAACCACCAAGACCAUAUCAAUCUCGGCCUCAAAGCUGUAGAUGAAUCGGAUUGUGAUGCCGCCACGAAAGACCGAGUGCGCGAGGGAGGAACCUUGGUUGGCGCCAUCUGGCACAUUUAUCACCCUCGGGAUGCCGAUAAGAUCCGAGAUAUGCUUAACAAAGUGGCCAUCGAGAAACGUCAAAGAAUUGAGCCCAACACCGACCCAAUUCAUGACCAAUCCAUAUAUCUGGACGGGAAACUUCGCAAACGACUCUACGAAGAGUACGGUGUUGUUGGUUAUGCUUACCCGCAAUGUGAAGGCGAUACAAUCUUCAUCCCCGCCGGAGCCCCUCAUCAGGUUCGUAAUGUUCACAAUUGCAUCAAAGUGGCCGAGGACUUUGUCACCCCUGAGAACUUAGACUGGUGCUUCUAUCAAACCGAGGAAUUCCGUCAUCUCAGUGACACGCAUACGAACCACGAGGACAAGUUGCAGAUCAAGAACAUCUUGUAUCACGCCGUUAAGGACUGCCUUUCAGUUUUGGUUGCCCACGAAAUGGAGGAGGAGGAGCAAGGAAAGAACAAAGACUUGGAGGAAGAUCUUGGAAAGACGAAAACAGAAGAGCCCGGAACAAGAAAAGACGAAACAGGAGAAAAGUCAAACGAUAUCGAAAUCAUUGCAAAAGAGAAAAAUAAUCCUGAUUCUCCUGCCAAAGAUGGGGUUGAAAACCCUCCCAGCGCCAAAGAGCCCGUUGAAUCAUCUCAAACCGUAGACACUGAAUUAAAAGUUGAGAUCAAAGACGAAUUGAUAGACGAGUCGUUCCCCAUGGAAAUGGACACCAAUGGUCUGUCACUCUCUGAUUCCCAAAAAAUCUCUUCGCUCGAGGAAGGGAAGGAACAAACCGCAAACAAGUCCGAACCAGAGAAUGUCGAAGAAAGAACAGAUGAAAUUGCCGAAAUUGAAGAGGUGAAAUCAGAACCCAUCCAAUGAACUAGAACCAAUCAAAUCCAUUUGUACUCCUGCCCACUCACCCCCCACCCCCCACCCCCCAUGAAAUUGUAAAAUAGAUCUGUUAUCACUUCCAUUCGCCGAAAAACCAAAUCGAGGUAAGAGAGCAAGUGAAAUGGAUCCCACAGUCUCAACAAACCAAGGUGCUGAUGACUCCACCCCUGGGCUCAAAAUUUGAGUUUGUGUUGAUGAGCAGACUCGACUCAUCAUUCCCCCUUUUCCCUGCAUCACCCAUUUCCCGCGUUCCAGGAACCAAUUGCCAUCGCCAUACGUUUCGCCUUAUUUGAUAUUUUUUACCAGAGCCUGCGGAUGGAAACAAAAAAGUUUAAAGUAUAUCAAUCAUACGAAGGAAUUUUAAGAAUGCCUUGAUAAUAAAUAGCCCUUUAAUCUACAACAACAAAA